Lactuca saligna is the source of this 1305-nucleotide messenger RNA. The record is from the annotation of a GenBank genome assembly. NCBI's taxonomy places the organism in Eukaryota, Viridiplantae, Streptophyta, Magnoliopsida, Asterales, Asteraceae.
AUGUUGUACUCCAAUAGAAACAAAAUUCAACUCUACGGUCGCUGUCGCCACUUAAUUCCUCGUCAGCACCACCACCGCUAUAUCUUCUGUUGCGUUGAUACUGCUAAUCCAUAUACAUCGGGAAUGCACAAAUAUCACAAUGUCAUGAGAGCAAGGAAGCUGAUGCCAAGAGAAGCUGAUGAAGAUCAAGAUCUUUACAUAAGAAUGGACGCAUCUGAGUUAACAGGCAUAAAAUCUGGCUUUAACAAGAAAAAAGUAAUCGAAGUGUCCCUUUCAACUUCAUUUGGUUUUAUUCUGAUAUGCCUAGCUGUGGUGGGGUAUGUUUGGAAGAAAAAUUGGUCUCAUGCACAAAGUCAAGGUACUCUGGUGAAGACCCUUUGUGAAGACUAUACAGGGGGAGGCCAAAACAAUGAUGUAGACUUGCCCUUUUUCAGCUUUUCUGAAGUAUCUAAGUUAACCAAUAACUUCUCGAUUGAUAAUAAGCUUGGACAAGGUGGAUUUGGUCCAGUUUACAAGGGUGUAAGGGAAGAUGGGCGAGAAAUAGCUGUAAAGCGGCUAUCUGAAACUUCUACACAAGGACUUGUUGAGUUUACAAAUGAAGUUAGAUAUCAAAUUUUAUUUCAUGAGACUAGAAGUUCAAUGCUUGAUUGGAAUCACCGAUUCCGCAUCAUCAAUGGAAUUGCACGAGGGCUUCUUUAUCUGCAUCAAGAUUCGCGCCUUCGUAUCAUACAUAGGGAUCUUAAAGCUGGUAAUAUUUUGUUGGACAAUGACAUGAACCCAAAGAUAUCAGAUUUUGGGCUGGCUAGAAGAUUUAAAGGAUACGAAACUGGAUCUAACACAAAGAAUGUGGUUGGAACUUAUGGUUACAUCCCUCCAGAGUAUGCAGUUCACGGGAUUUUCUCAACAAAAUCAGAUGUAUUUAGCUUCGGUGUUUUGGUGCUGGAAAUAGUAAGUGGGAUGAAAAACCGAGAAUUCUCUUCUCAAGAACACGGCGACAACCUUCUUGGACAUGCAUGGAGGCUGUACAAAGAUGACAAGAGUCUUGAUCUGGUUGGUCGAUCGUUAAGGGAGUCAUGCAUCAUCUUGGAGGUGCUGCGGUCAAUACACAUUGGUCUUUUGUGUGUGCAGAAUCAGCCAGAAGAUAGGCCGACAAUGUCAUCUGUGGUAUUGAUGCUUGGUAAUGAUGGUGUCUUGCCUCAACCCAAACCACCUGCCUUUUUCACCGAGCCUGAUCUCCACCUGCUUGCACCCACCACACAACAACAUUCUGUUGUUAAUAUCACCUCGUCAUUGACAGGUCGAUAG